This is a messenger RNA of Panicum virgatum (switchgrass), 1066 nucleotides long. RefSeq lists its product as uncharacterized. The record is from RefSeq and is a predicted model, not a curated record. Lineage: Eukaryota; Viridiplantae; Streptophyta; Magnoliopsida; Poales; Poaceae. The coding region runs from base 156 to 920 and encodes 254 amino acids. The transcript has 6 exons.
UCUUCUGCGUUCCACCCGGGCUCCUCAUAGUCUCCGCUCCUCACAAACCAGGCCGCCGCCGCCGCUGCUCGCGUUCCUCGAAUCCCUAGCUCUACCACCCUCGUUGCUACCAAUCUCACCUUACCUUGCUCCUAUCCUCCUUCGAGAUCCCGUUCAUGCUCAGCCCGUCGUAUCCUCCCCAAUCCCCAUCCCAGAUCCGGAAGCUUGGGGUCAGCUUCGAGGGUUCCUGCAGGCCGCUACGCGCCUGGCCGUGCAGGCCUCCGCCCGGCGCCCCGAGGUCCCAUCCAGGCUGCCGCCCUACACCCCGCCAGGAGGCCGUCCUGCAGGCUGCCGCCGUGCGCCCCGAGCACAGCAAGCAGGAGGCCCUCACCUCCACCGCUGCUGGAUUUGUCGAUUCCAUUUCCACCAGAUCGAGGCGGCGACGGCCGAAGAGGGCAACCUCGACCUCAGCAGCAGCGGGUCAACACGCUCGUGUCCAAGAUCUGCCUCUGAUGCGUAGAACUCCGCCACCACCGUUCAUCUCCUCCUCGGGUUCUCUCUCCCCCUGUAUCCAGGUGAGACCUCACUUUGGACGAAGGAGUGCAAUAGAAUUGAAAGCUCUACAUAAUUCUAGGUGGCGAACAGGCUCCAAGCUCAUGUGCAGCUGUACAUAUUUUCUAAUUUUGAAAUUGGAGAUUGUAAUUUGUAAGAUGUUUAAUGUGCUAGUAAAAUUCUACAUCAGAUCUCGUCUCUUCGCCAGAUGUGUAAUGUGCUGCAUAAUUUCCAUUGCAGACGUAUCACCAACGGUUUCUGUUCAACUCUUGCUACCUAUUGCCUUCGAGCAACUGCAAAGAGGAGCACCAAGUCUGAUGUUUGUGCACGUCAACAACUUGAGUCUGAACUUGAGAGUCCGAAGCAAGGUGGUAAUCAGAAGCAAGUAGCAAAUCUUAGGUUACCAGGAUGAGUUGCAUUCUUUGAGAUUUUAAUACUGUAACAUGUAUCUGUCUGGAUUCUUGUAAUUGUGGAGUACUAUAUGGCUAUCUGAGAUUAAAUAUAAAUUAUUUGAUUUUAAAUUUGCUUUGGGCUA